Rodentolepis nana is the source of this 1227-nucleotide messenger RNA. The record is from the annotation of a GenBank genome assembly. Lineage: Eukaryota; Metazoa; Platyhelminthes; Cestoda; Cyclophyllidea; Hymenolepididae.
AUGUCCGACGCUGAAAAAUUAGUCGAAGCUGGUCUAAAAUACAACGAUGAACCCCUUAUUCUCCGUCCCAAAGUUGGUGGAGACAUAUUGGGGUCCCGUGAAACCGGGCGUACAUGUUGGCCACGCAGUUUUAUCUUGCGUCUAAUGCUUAUUUGCGUCCUCCUGGCCACAAUCGCCGGCUUUAUUCUCAUAAUAUUCACACUUCAUCAUUCUGGAACCUGGCCAUGGAAUCACUUUAAUCGACGCUACGCAUCAGCGAUGGGCUCCUGUCGUGUACUUACGCCAUUUCCUGGAAUAGGAAUGCAAGAACGUUUCUUAUACGAGCCAAAUGCAAUCACAAUCACUCAUGGAUCGGUGGCUGGAUUUCCCCCUGUGACAAGCUUUCAUCUUCUGAAAGAAGCCAUGAGUGUCAUGCGUACUCACGGAAUCUGCUAUGUCUAUCCUCUCGACUCAGACAUCGCUGAGGCUGUUCCAAUGGAUGAUUCUGUUGUUGAACGCAUUAAAGAAGCUAGCGAGCCUUCAAUGACCCAAAUCAAAUCUCCAUUCGGAGUCCGAGUUUUCAUGGUUUCUCCAAAUUCAAACUAUAACGUCAAGAUUGAGCAUCCAGCAGCUGCUGCUAACUGCUCUAAUGUUCCAAUCCUCCGUUUAAUCGAAAUGGUUCUUUCACAAACUGAUGACCAACCUGAUUUUGUGAGUCUAGCUAUAUCUGUCUGUAUGUUGCCUUCUUGUGGGUCUCGUGACCAAGACAUUCGUUACUUUUUGGACAACCGGGAGGGCUUAGUCCAGAGCACAGAAUCGACUGCCUUCCCUUCCAUACCUUGCCCGAAUGAGUGCACCUGGGGUGGAAGUCGUGCUGACCCUCUGCGUCAGGUGUGCCGUUGUCCUCCUAAAGACAAUCCGCCUUCAAUUCGCCUUUUCCCGUCCCUUCAACAAAAAGAGCCCGAACCUGAGCCUGAAACGAAAGACGACAAUGGUGGUGUGAUACAGGCCUACCCCCCACUCCCCUCUCCAUCCAAUGAUAACCAAUUUCAAGUAGAUGAUAAUGAGGAAGCAGUUGUAUUUCCCGAUAGUAAUGAACCAGCUAAUCUUGAUACGGAGACCUCAGAGAAGGAUAAAUUUGACAUGGCUGAUGUGAGUGAUGAAGACGACGAGGAGGAGGAGGAGGAGGAGGAGGAGGAAGAGAUUGAUAAUGAUCAGGAUGAUCUCGAUGAUGAAUUCGGUAAGUAA